Molecule: messenger RNA, 1825 nt
Organism: Pararge aegeria (speckled wood butterfly)
Lineage: Eukaryota; Metazoa; Arthropoda; Insecta; Lepidoptera; Nymphalidae
Gene: Mkp3
Product: dual specificity protein phosphatase Mpk3
Exons: 6
Coding region: 296-1465 (389 amino acids)
Biological process (GO): negative regulation of MAPK cascade; protein dephosphorylation
Cellular component (GO): cytoplasm; cytosol
Molecular function (GO): MAP kinase tyrosine/serine/threonine phosphatase activity; protein tyrosine/threonine phosphatase activity
Source: RefSeq, a predicted model, not a curated record
GUGGGCAGAUUGUGAUGUGCGAGCGAGUCUCGGAUAUUUUAGCUUUGUGUUUGUAUUUUAAUUUCACAGCUCGUUCGUUGUGGACUUGAAAUUCGUGGUGCGUGUUUACGGAUGAGUUCCCUAUAUUAGAACUGUUGUUUUAAGACAUUUUGUUUACAAUUAUCUGCUUUCAAAAAUGUUAGUGUUUAUAAGUCCCUUUUUUGUGUGAAUUCAACGCAGUGGUGAAAAUAAGUGCAACAGGCGAAUUUAAGGGUUUGUGUAAACAGAGAAUUAAGGAGUAAAUUGUGAGUGCAAGAUGCCUACAGAUUCAGAAUGCGACUGCGACUUGGUGUCCAAGGAGUGGCUUUUGGCCAAGCUGCGUUCGGACGAGAGAGAUAUGAUUCUUAUAGAUUGCCGAGGUUCCAAUGAAUAUUCAGUUUCCCAUAUACGCUCCGCGGUCAACUUCUCGAUACCGAGUAUUAUGUUGCGAAGAUUAGCUGCAGGCAAGAUUGAACUGGCUUCGACUGUUCAGUGUAAAGAGCUUAAAGCUCGGAUAACGCAUUGUUGCUCUCGAGGCAUGUUCGUGCUAUACAGCGACGGAGCCCCACGAGACCCGGACUCCGUCCACGGCAUCCUGCUGAAGCGGCUCAAGCAAGAUGGCGUGCAGGUUGUCUGUCUUGAAGGAGAGUUCGCCGAGUUUCGUCGCGCUUUCCCCGAAUGGUGCAGCGAAGCCAGUGCGCAACAUGUUCCUCAUCUGCCGCUCAUGGGGCUACGGUCCCUCCGUAUUUCCGGAUCCGGCUGCGACGACGCGUUGUCGUCUGGCUCGUCGUCGGAGUGCGAGGAUACUCACACACACGUGCAGCAGGAGUUCCCCAUCGAGAUCUUGCCUAACCUGUACCUUGGCAACUCCACCAACAGUGAGGACUGUGAGGCGCUCGCUAGACAUAAUAUAAAGUAUAUAUUGAACGUGACGCCGGAUCUUCCCAACACGUUCGAGGCGGACGGCUGCGGUAUCAGUUAUCUGAAGAUCCCUAUCGCUGACCACUGGAGCCAAAACCUCGCUGUAUAUUUUCCACAGGCAAUACGAUUUAUCGAGGAGGCGAUGACGGCGCGCUGCGGCGUGCUUGUGCACUGCGUGGCGGGCGUGUCCCGCUCGGUGACGGUGACGCUCGCCUACCUCAUGCAGCGGCACCGUCUGUGCCUGCGCGACGCGUUCGAGCUGGUGCGCAGCCGCAAGACCGACAUCGCGCCCAACUUCCACUUCAUGCGCCAACUGCACUCGUUCGAGCGCGACCUCGGCCUGCACGAGCAUAGCGCCAGCCUGCCCAAGGUGCUGGAGGCGCUGGGCGUGCGCGACGUGAGCGCGGCGGGCAGCGCGGCGCCGGCGUGCGGGUGCGCGGCGCGCGCCUGCGCACUGUGCGGCGUGUCGCCCGACUCCGGUAUCGAGUUCGACCGCUGGAGCGCCGCGCGGGACUCGGAGCAAUGACAGUUCUUCUCGCCCGCACCCGCCCGCGACCCCCGCCAGCAGUGAACCCCUUCCCCUCCGCCCCCGCACCCGGCACCGCGGCGUAGCUCGCGGGACUCCUCCUCGACCAGGGCUCCAAGUCUGCUGUACCAAUCGCGUCUCAGUGGGCGAUCAAUGACGAAAUGUACCGACAUUUGUUUUAUUAAUGAAAAUACGUUUAUAAUUAUUCAAAUCAAUAUUAUUACCAAGUCUGAAAUACGCCCCGUAAAAUAUUAUAAUAUGCAGAAUAUUGUCAAUAAUAUUGACGGGUGUGCCGGGAAGUUUCUUUAUUGUUUCGUACUGCACGCUUUUUUCUUCGAUAAUGAAUUGUGAUAUGCAAAA